UGCGUGCUCGGAGAGUGUGAUUCCCGCAGGGAGGGGGAAGUGAGUCACACGCAGCUUGUCGCACACAGUGACUCGCUCGGGCUCCGUGCUGACCGAAUCGCUUCAGAGACCAGCGGGGUGGAACGCGGCGUACAGAGUGAGGAGAGGCUCCGGAGGGGCCAUUUCUCCCGUACCGCCCCCCCUCCUCCUUCUUUGUUGUUAUCCCGAGGGGUAAGCCGGGGCCUCCUCUCCGUCCCUCCCCGAAUCCGCCCCCCCUCAGUGUCACCCGCAACAUCCACCCGACGAUGCGACGGCCUGAGCCCGGGGAGGAUCAAUGCGGCCCCCUUCCCUAGGAUGUCAUCCGAGGACAAGAAGCUAGAGUCCGCCUGUGAGCAGCCCGGGCCCCCGGCCCCUGCCAGCCCGGCAGCCACGGACAAAAGACCCCGGGGCCGCCCCCGGAAAGAUGGAGCCUCCCCACUUCAGAGAGUCCGCAAGAAGCCUCGGAGUAGAGGAAAGACUGCUUUGGAGGAUGAAGAUAGCAUGGAUGGACUGGAGGCAGCAGAACCGGAAAACUCUGCCGACACAGAUAUUAAAGAACAAUCUGUGGAGGAGUGUACCCCGACUAAGGUGACGGACACUGCGCAACCAGCACCUGUUCUUCAGCGUUCUCCAUCCGAAGAGUCUGAGCCCUCCACUGCCUCUGUGGGAGUUGAAGCCAAAAGCAGUGAACAACUUUGCGCUUUCUGUUAUUGUGGUGAGCGGAGUCUCUUGGGGCAAGGCGAAUUAAAACAGUAUAGUCCAACUCCUGACUUUCUCCUUCCAUGGCAAACACUGACUGAGAACAAAGACCAUAAUGGCAGCACUGGCACCUGUAAACCCACCGGAAAGUCAAAACGAGGGCACCAGAAGGUAAGGUCCCCGCUACCCAAUGUCACCUACACAAGUGUAAGCACCCAAACAGCAUCUGACGAGCAGGGCAGCAAAUUCUGGGAUGAGCUGUCUCAAGUUGGCCUUCCUGAUGACAUCUAUAUCCAGUUCUUGUUUGAGCCAACAGGUCAUUGCUGGGCUCAUCAACGCUGUGCGGAGUGGUCACCAGGCGUCCACCACUCUGAAGAUCAGGGCUUGGUCAACGUGGACAAAGCAGUCAUCUCAGGGAGCACAGAGCGCUGUGCCUACUGUAAGCACCUUGGAGCUACUAUCAAAUGCUGUGAAGAGACAUGUUUGCAGACGUACCAUUACCCCUGCGCCGCUGGAUCUGGCGCCUUUCAGGAUCUCGCUUGCUUUUCUCUUCUUUGCCCCGAGCACAUCGAUCAGGCUCUUGAGCGUUAUAAGGAUGACGCAAACUGUUCACUGUGUGACAGCUCCGGAGACCUGUUGGACCAGCUCUUUUGCACAACUUGCGGUCAGCAUUGCCAUGGAAUGUGUCUGGAUAUAGCAGUGACCCCUUUAAAGCGUUCUGGUUGGCAGUGCCCAGAUUGUAAAAUCUGUCAGAAUUGCAAACACUCUGGAGAUGACAACAAGAUGCUCGUCUGCGAUAUAUGUGACAAAGGCUACCAUACGUUUUGUCUGCAGCCUGUUAUGGACUCUGUACCAACAAAUGGCUGGAAGUGUAAAAACUGCCGUAUAUGCGCAGAAUGUGGGGCGCGGACCAGUCGUCAGUGGUAUCUCAACUGUCUGAUAUGUGAUAACUGUUUCCAGCAGCAGAUCAGUUUGCCUUGCCCAAUUUGUGAUAAUCCCCUACAGGCAGAAGUGCACAAAGAUCUGUUGCAUUGUCAAAUGUGCAAAAGGUGGAUGCAUCUAGACUGUGAAAAAUGUGCAGACUAUUUAGAUGAUCAGUUAAAAGACGAUUACAUCUGCGCAUUAUGUAAGCCAGUGGAGGAGGAAGCUGGGGAAGAAUGUAUGGACAUGGAGGUCGCCGAAUCUGAACCCACAUGCACAGAUGAGAUAGAAGUGGAUACAGGUGGAAACAUUACAUUUCAAGAAGAAGCACUUAAUCAUCAUGAUCAUGUUCCAGGUGCAGCAGUAACGUGUCUUGAUGAAGUGACACCAGAGCACAAAGAAAAAGCAGACCUGGAAACAGAUGUUCCCUACCAUGAAGAAGCAAAUGAUAUGGACAUCUCUCAUUCAGACCACAUGCACGUGGUACCAGAUGAGGUCGUAGGCCAGGCUGCAAGCGAGAAGAUAUCAACUCAGCAGCCACUAUGUCUUCAUGAUGAAGCAAGUCCGCUUCACCACCAAGAAACUCAAAGUCCUACUGAGGACAGCAGUGACCCACAUGUCCUUGAGGAUUCUUGUCGAUCACCAUCAAAGUUUGAGCUCGCAGCGGAUCCUAAGUUAGAAGAGCACUUUGGUUUGACUAGAAGUCAUGAACACAUUUCCCCAAAAAAGGAUGAUCCUUUGGUUUCGGAAACUUCUGAUGUUCAUGACAUGGGAACUACUCCCAACAGUGAGACUUUUACAGAAAUGAGCUCACCUGUAGGGCACAAAAGUCUGAAGUCUCCUACUGGGAUGGAGUCUCCUGCAACCUCUGUGGACACCAGUAAGACCAGUGUGUCAUCCUCCCCUGCCGUCUCCAUUGACUUUCAUUCAUCUAAUGAAAUCUUUCAAAGUCAAACUCCAGCACAUACUUAUAGCACAGCAAAUGCCUUUCAAACCACAUUUAUAUCUGUAACUCCAAAAAUUGGCAUGGGUAAGCCAGCUAUCACCAAAAGGAAGUUUUCUCCUGGCAGACCGAGAUCAAGACAGGGCACUUGGAGUACCAAUAAUACAGUGAGCCCACCUUCCUGGUCAGCUGAUGGCUCAGAGGGUUGGGACAUUUUUAAAUCCAGACAGCUUCCCGGCAAUCCAUUUUGGAGCAUCAAAGUGGGUCGUGGAUCUGGAUUUCCUAGGAGGAGACCAAGGGGUUCUGGUCUGUCUGGUCGUGGGGGAAGAGGCCGUUCAAAAUUAAAAACUCCCAUAGGCAACUUCAUAUUUCCAGGGAUAACCACAGUGGAUCUUUCAUCAUACAAGGAGGAGGAAGAAACCUCAAUGCACAACACAGUAGUUUUAUUUUCCACAACCGACAAGUUCACCUUACAUCAGGAUAUGUGCGUGGUGUGCGGUAGUUUUGGAAAAGGUGCUGAAGGAAGACUACUUGCUUGUUCUCAGUGCGGGCAAUGUUACCAUCCAUACUGUGUCAGUAUUAAGAUUACUAAAGUCAUCCUUCGCAAAGGCUGGAGAUGCUUGGAGUGCACAGUGUGUGAGGCUUGUGGUAAGGCCACAGAUCCCGGGCGGCUGCUACUCUGUGAUGACUGUGACAUAAGCUACCAUACAUACUGCCUGGAUCCACCAUUACAAACUGUCCCCAAGGGAGGCUGGAAGUGUAAAUGGUGUGUAUCGUGUACCAACUGCAAAGCAGUCACUCCAGGAUUGCGAUGUGAGUGGCAGAAUAACUACACCCAGUGUGCGCCUUGUGCAAGCCUGUCCACCUGCCAUGUAUGUGCUCAGACCUACAUACAGGAUGAGCUGAUCAUUCAGUGUCGGCAGUGUGAUAGGUGGACGCAUGGUACCUGUCAGAACCUACACACAGAAGCAGAAGUUGAGAAUGCAGCAGACGGUGGAUUUGAUUGUGCUAUGUGUAAGCCAUUUGUAAUACCAGCUCAAGAAGUGUGUGAACCACCAAUUGAUGCUCAGAUUGUUCCGAAGAUGAGAGAACCUGAUAUUCUGAAAACCUUCACCCAGGAUGGAGUAUGUUUAACAGAAUCAGGGCUCUCACAAUUACAGAGCCUAACAAUCACUGUACCACGCAGGAGGCGUUCAAAACCUAAGCUGAAAUUAAAGAUCAUCAACCAGAACAGUGUGGCUGUCCUGCAAACCCCUCCAGACCCACAAUCUGAACAUUCUCGAGAUGGGGAGAUGGAUGAUAGUAGAGAGGGUGAUCUAAUGGACUGUGAUGUAAAAUCGGAUUCCAGUCCAGAGCGGGAAGCAAUUGAUGAUGACUCUAAAAGUGCAGAAAUAAUGGAUGGAAUGAAGAAGAGGAAGCGAAAGCCAUACAGACCAGGUAUUGGAGGAUUCAUGGUGCGCCAAAGAAGCCGAACAGGUCAGGGAAAGUCUAAGAGGACUUUAUCUAGAAAGGAUUCUUCUGGCUCCGUUUCUGAACUCCUGCCUGGUAAAGAAGAAGGCUGGAAUGAACCUCAGCCAGAGACUCCUUUAGACGAAUGCAUCACUGGCUUUGAGAACACCGAGAAAAUAAAGAAACGCUACAGGAAAAAGAAGAACAAAUUAGAAGAGACUUUCCCUGCGUAUCUACAGGAGGCUUUUUUUGGGAGAAAUCUUCUGGACACCAGUAAACAGAACAAAUCCAGCAUUGAAAACUGCUCUGAGAAUGCCGCUACAAUGUUUUAUAAGGCAAAUCUAAACUCCACUUUUCUGGAUCCUUCGUCAGACCCCUUGCUCAGUUCAGCAGCAACGCCCUCAAAAAAUACAGUUGGCGGAUCUCAAGAUACUUUAGCUGAACUGUCUGAGGUGUUGAAUACAGAAGAUGAUAUUUUUGGAAUACUUUCAGAUGAUCUUGCGAAGUCUACCAGUCAAACCGGUCUUGAUUUAUGCACUUUCCAGGUCGAAAAUUCAUCCUCUCCUUUUGUGGGUCUUGACUUAGGUUCGAUAUCAGAUGAUUCAUCAUCUCUGUCUCACACCAAUGUCCACCGGAGCUCCCGACCUUUAAGCGAGGACCAACUGGAUGGCAUUCUCAGCCCAGAACUAGACAAAAUGGUUACAGACGGUGCUAUUUUGGAGAAACUGUCUAAAAUUCCAGAACUUGAAGGAAAAGAUGUUGAAGAUUUAUUUACUGCUGUGCUGAGUCCUGUAGCCACCCAUCCGCCAUCUUUGCCACAACCGCCACCACCUUCAGUUCAUCCUCAUUCUCCACAUACACAGCUCUUGCCUUUGCACAACCAGGGUGAUGGCCUUUUUCCAAGAAUGACCAUGGUAAAUGGAAUGUUACCACCGAACGCACACCUACAACGGAAUCCACUUGUGCCACGCGCUGGACUUGGUGCUUUCCCUCCAUUAACGCAGCCACCAUAUGCAGAUAACAGAGAUAAGAACCCAUUGUAUCAUGGCAUGCUGAACGACCCUAGCAAUGUCUGGCCAACGCAAGCGCCUGUGAUGGAACCAGAGGGAGAUACCAUGUCCAAUGCACAGAGGAGUACGCUAAAAUGGGAGAAAGAAGAAGCACUUGGUGAAAUGGCCACUGUUGCCCCAGUUUUAUAUACAAAUGUUAACUUUCCAAACUUGAAGGAUGAGUUUCCAGAUUGGUCCACAAGAGUAAAACAGAUUGCAAAACUCUGGAGAAAAGCCAGUUCACAAGAAAGGGCACCAUAUGUGCAAAAAGCCAGAGAUAAUCGAGCGGCUCUACGAAUCAACAAAGUACAAAUGUCAAAUGACUCUCUGAAGCGACAGCAGCAUGAAAUAGUUGAACUCAACUCGCGUAUUGAUUCAGAGUUGUUUAAAGAUCCAAUGAAGCAGAGAGAAUCUGAGCAUGAGCAGGAGUGGAAAUUUAGACAGGUACAGGUUUUACAUCAAAUGCGUCAGAAGAGCAAGCAACAAGCAAAAAUUGAAGCAACACAAAAACUUGAGCAGGUAAAGAAUGAGCAGCAACAGCAGCAAUUUGGAUCACAACAUCAUAUGAGUCAAUCUGGAAAUGACACCCCAAACAGCGGAAGUCCUUUAACACCUCAGCAAAAUAGUGAAAGUAUGUCUCCAGUUCAGCAGACUUUUAAUAAAGACACAUUUUCCAAACAGACUCCAUCGUUCUCUGAUGAUGUUUUUGUGAAGCCACAAGCUCCACCACCAACACCCACUAGGAUUUCCUUACAGGACCCUCUUCAGCUGUCUCAUCCGUCUCAGUCACAGUCACCACAGAUGAUAUUCUCACCUGGAUCUUCAACUUCAAGACCGUCAUCACCUGUAGAUCCAUAUGCUAAAAUGGUAGGAACACCGAGACCUCCACCUGUUGGUCAAACUUACAACAGAAGGAACUCUGGGUCACCUAUGGACAUAUGUCCUACAAGACAUGUUUUGGGGAAUGAACCUUCUGAUUCUAAACCAUCCCCUAUUAGAGAUCCUUCUUCAUCUCCCUCCAGUGGUGAUCUGGGUGUAAAGAUGGCAGAUUUUCAAAGGUCUAUGACAUCAGAACAUUUUGCAAAGCCAGGGUUUUCAUCAAGGAUGCCACACAACACAGAUCAGGUUGUAGAUGGUUCCUUAGGUCCAGCAAACAGUGAUUCAUUUGCUAAACAAAACUCCAGGCCUGAAAUGUUUCCAAGACAAUCAGUGGCACAAAAUAAAGUAGAUCCAUAUGCAAGGCCUCCGCUCACUCCUACUCCAGGUGUUUCACCUGGUAGUCCUGCCCCAUUUAAAACUCCACUUCGCCCCCCUCAGUCACCACAGGAAUCAUACGGUUCACUGCCAACAACACCUCGUCGAAUAUCCUCAGACCAGUAUGAAAGGCCUGUUAUGACACCACGCCCAUCUGAUAAUUUUUCACAUGAUCUCUAUAACCAAGCUUCACAUCGUUCGUCUACAAAUGAGUUUGCACAUCCACCUAGACUGAUGCGACAACAUAGUGACCCUCAGUCUUUAUCAAGAUCCAAUGCACAGGAUCCAUACUCGCAACCUCCAGGAACACCACGACCAGUCAGUAACCCAUAUUUGCAGCCACCAAAUAGUUCAAGAGCUCAAGCCAUUGACCCUUACCUUCAGCAGCCACCUACCCCAAGGCCAUCUGCACAAGCAAUGGAUCCUUACAGUCAGCCACCAUCUACUAGGCCAAUUGUUGGAGAUGUGUUUGCUCAACCCACUAUGAGUAAGAGGCACCAUGAUACAUUUGCCUCCUCAUCAGGAACUUCAAGGCCUGGCAUGGAUCCCUACUGUCAACAGCCUUCUACUCCUAGGCCUAUUUCCUCAGAUCCAUAUUCUCAACCACCAGGGACACCAAGGCCUGUGUCUGUAGAUCAGUACUCCCAGCCACCUGGUACAUCAAGAUCAAUGCCAUCAGAUCCUUACUCUCAGCCACCUUUUACACCAAGGCCAAUGCCUUCAGAUCCUUACUCUCAGCCACCUGUUACACCAAGGCCAAUGCCUUCAGAUCCAUACUCUCAGCCACCUGGUACACCAAGGCCAAUGCCCCCAGAUCCAUACUCUCAGCCACCUGGUACACCAAGGCCAAUGCCCCCAGAUCCAUACUCUCAGCCACCUGGUACACCAAGGCCAAUGCCUUCAGAUCCUUAUUCACAGCCACCUGGUACACCAAGGCCAAUGCCUUCAGAUCCUUAUUCACAGCCACCUGGAACUCCAAGACCAGCUCCAUCAGAUUCUUAUUUACAACCACCUGGAACACCAAGGCCUGUGCCUUCUGAUCCAUAUUGUAAACCGCCCGGAACGCCAAGACCAAUGGCUUCUGACCCAUAUUCUCAUCCUCCUGGGACUCCAAGAUCUAUUAAUGUAGAUCCUUACUCUCAGCCACCAGGCACACCACGGCCUGUUCUUUCAGAUCCAUAUUCCCAACCCCCUGGAACACCAAGGCCUGCUCCCACAGACUCUUACUCUCAUCCAAACAGAACACCCAGGCCAGUUCUUCUGGACCUUUAUUCUCAAUCACCAAGAACCCCUAUGCCAGGCGUGCCAGAACACUUUAAUCGUUCUUCUAUGGUUCGAUCUGGAUUGGCAUCCAGUCAGGACUCUUUUGGACAUCCUACACAAAACAGAGGACCUCCUAUGCCAGUUCCUUAUUUAAGAUCUGAUGCAAGCCCCCAAAAUCCUCGAAUGGUAGGCCAAGGUGCAACAGACCUUUUUAGUCAUUCUUCUGUUACUAACCAAGAUAUGUUUGAACAGCCUCCAAUGACUCCUCAUGUGCAGCCUGGGGAAGGAUUUGGAGAUUCACAUGAUUUGGCUGAACAAAGACCAUUUUCAGAGGAAGCGUUUAGUGGAACUACUAACAUUGCAGCGAGUCCUCAAGGUCAACAUUUUGCUAACAUUCAGCAAGCAACUAGCAUGCCAGAUGCCCAAAAUUCACUGAACCUGCCACUCGCAGACUCUGAAGAGAAAGCAAGACAGCGUCAGAAAUUGCGGGAGAUGAUCUUGAGACAGCAACAAAACAAGAAUUCAGUCCGACAGGAGAAACCAGUGGAUCCUAUACAGAUGAACCAAGGUGGACACAGCACACAAUGGCAGGACAGUUCACACCGACAACAUGAGAUAUUUAACAGGCCUCCACCACCUUAUCCGGGCAACAUCAGAGCCUCACUUGGCAUCAAAGGAAACCCACAAUUUCCUGUUUUUCCCAACGAACAACAUACUCAGUUUGCUGGAAAUGGCCAGUUCAACAGACCCCAGUUUCCCGGAGACAUUGGUAACAUGGCUAUGAGGCCACACCCGGGAAACAGAUUUGUCUAUCCUAUGCCAGGUCCUGGUCCUGUGCUCAAUCAUGAGCGCUUUUUAGGUCCUCCAUUACAGAUGCAAGGUCCAGGGAUUCCCCAGCAGAUGAGGAGGGAUAUGUCAAUUGAACUGACUAGACCGUUAAGCAAUUCACAGAUCACAAAUUCAGGUGGUAUAGCACCACAUUUCACUCACCAGGGAAUGCAAGUUCAACAGCAUAAUAUAUCAGGCCAAGCAUACAUUGAACUUCGUCACAGGCCACCAGACGGGAGGCCAAGGAUUAUUUUUGGGCCGUCUCCUAAUCUAAUGGAACAACCUAUGCCACAUCAGAGGCAAAUGGGCUAUUUCCCGAGACCAGAGUUUCAAAGCCCAAGAAUGAUGGAUCCCAUCCGUGCUCAACAUCCUGGUUUAUCCAGCCAGGGUCAAUUGCCUCCUGGUUUGGAACAGUUCAUGGCUGCACAGAAUCACCCUAUCAUGAUGCAUGAAGCAGAGCAUCCGGCAAUGACUGAGAACUAUUUGCAAGCUCAAUUGUCUAUUGAUAAUUUAAAUAAGGAAUCAAGUAAUAAUUCUGCACUAAGUGAGAUGGAAGAAAAACUUGACCCUGAUGAUCCGUCUGAAAAAGACCUUGAUGUUAAGGAUCUGGAUGGUGUUGAGGUUAAGGACUUAGAUGAUGAUGAUCUUGAAAACAUAAAUCUGGAUCCAGAUGAUGCAAAAGGGGUUGAGCUAGAUGGCUUAGAUACUCUGGAAGCAAAUGAUCCUCAACUUGAUGACUUGUUACGCUCUGGAAAAUUUGACAUAAUUGCCUAUACAGAUCCAGACCUUGAUCUUGGGGACAAAAAAGACAUGUUUAACGAAGAUCUGGAUUUUAAUGUACCUAUUGAUGAAAAGUUGGAGCUCCAGUGCAAAACUGAUGAAGCAGUAGGCAGUGAAGAAACUGUCGAGGCUGCAGCUGAUCCUAUUCCAGAGACUAUUGCUGAUGUUCCUAACGAAACCAGCACUGAGGGAGCAUCCCCAAAAACGAAGGCACCAGAUGUUACGUCUGAACUUGCUAUGGAGGUCUCUGGGACUCAGCAGCUAGAGGAGGAUGCCACAUCUGUACCAUCCUGUAAAAGUGAGCGGUCUGAUAAAGGAGACAAAGAGAGUGCUCCUAAUUCUGUACAGCCUAAUGACCCAUUGCAGGUGCCCACCCAAGAUGCAGUUAGUUCAUGUGGUAUACCAGAGCCUCCACCAGUGCUUAAUGACUUGUUAAUAAAUGAAAACUCAGACCUAAACGAAGUAGAAAAAUUAGUUUCUCCAUCAGGAAUCAUGACCGCCUCACAGCUUAAUGAAAUGCAGGGCAUUCCACAAAAUCAAGUUGUAGAUGAUCCUUUAAAUCAAAGUAUGGGACCAAGACUUAAGCAUGGGUUUACACAAGGAUCACCAUCACAUUCUGGGUUUCUGACUGCUCAGCAGGGUGCCCAUAAUUUUGUCACAAAUGAAACGUUAAAUCAGGCUCAGCAAGUAAUGCUCCAGCAGAGUCGUGAGAGACCUCUUCUUCUGGAGGAGCAGCCUUUACUACUGCAAGAUCUUUUAGAUCAAGAAAGACAGGAACAGCAGCAACAGAGGCAGAUGCAAGCCAUGAUCCGGCAGCGUUCUGAGCCCUUUUUUCCAAAUAUAGAUUUUGAUGCUAUUACUGAUCCUAUAAUGAAAGCAAAAAUGGUCGCUCUGAAAGGCAUCAAUAAAGUCAUGGUGAACAACAUGGGAAUGCCACCGAUGGUGAUGAACCGGUUCCCUUUUGUGGCUCAGCAAAUGCCAGGAGCACCGGACAUUGAAGGCCAGAGCCUUGCUUCACCAGGAAUUCCACAGGAUGGAAGUAUACCACCACAAAUGAUCCGACCAAACCCUCCAAACUUUGGCCCAGGAUUUGUCAACGACUCGCAGAAAAAACAGUAUGAGGAAUGGCUUCAGGAGACCCAGCAACUCCUUCAAAUGCAGCAAAAAUUUUUGGAAGAGCAAAUUGGAGCUCACAGAAAAUCUAAGAAAGCUUUGUCAGCCAAGCAGCGGACAGCUAAGAAAGCGGGACGAGAGUUUCCUGAGGAGGAUGCUGAACAGCUGAAACACGUCACAGAGCAGCAAAGCAUGGUGCAAAAACAACUGGAACAGAUACGGAAACAGCAAAAAGAACACACAGAGCUUAUUGAAGAAUACAGAACCAAGCAGCAGCAGUUUUCAGUGGCACCUCUAAUGCCUGGAGUCCUACCACCAAAGACUAUGAUGGCAGGGGGAGCACCACCUUCAAUGAAUGCACAAAGCUUUCCUAUUCCACAAACACUGCCCCCUCCAGGGCCCAUGAUACCAGGCCAACCCAAUCAGCCAAGGAUGCCAAACGUGCAAGGGUGGCAUCCUCCACCUAGAGGUGCUACGCCAGUAAAUCCCCCUAGGAUGCAGCUUGCUGUCAGUUCUGAAGUAAGCAGUCCAGCUGUCAUUGUAAACCCCAAUGCCCCACCAAGGGUUGAGUUUGAUGACAACAACCCUUUUAGUGAAACUUUCCAAGAGAGGGAGCGGAAAGAAAGAUUGCGUGAGCAACAGGAACGCCAGAGAAUUCAACUCAUGCAAGAAGUGGAUCGUCACAGAGCUUUGCAGCAGAGGUUCGAGAUGGAACAACAUGGUAUAGUCGGCCCAGAACCGAAUAAUAGACAGAUGCCUUUCUUUACUCCAGAGUUGCCAAAUGACUUCAUGCAGAUUCCACCUCUUAAACAGUCGACACAACAGCAACCUCAAAUGGGACAUACAAUGACCCAUCAAAAUGUUGGUAGCUCUCCUCCUGCUGCACCUUUUGUACAGAACGCUGAUAAACUAUCUUUAGGACUUUCCCCAUAUGGACAAGACAAUCAGUCUGGGUUUCCACAAACUCCGUUAAUGCCAAAUGUCACCAAUGCUUCACCUGUUUCUGAUAAUGGGAACCCUUCUGGACAGGAAAGACCUGCAAGUUCCACAGAUUUUCAAAGUCCAAGCCAGUCGCUUAUACAAUUAUAUUCUGAUAUCAUCCCGGAAGAGAAAGGAAAAAAGAAAAGACAUAGAAAAAAGAAAAAAGACGAAGACUCCGAUUCUGUAAAGUCGCCACCCUCAACACCAAGAUCUGAUUCUACUGCUCCCCUAACUCCAAGUAUUUCUGAAGCAUCAACCCCAACAGUAAACGUCACAAAUGAUCUUCAAGGAGAACAAGUGGCUGACUUAAUUCGUUCAUCGACGCCUAAUGCAGCAAACAGUACCUCUGUAGACUCUGAAGGCCCACUCCUCCCUAAAGAUGUGAAACAGACAUUUCAGGAACCCAGACUGGACCAAGAGGAUAGUCAACCGCACACUAAAGACGACAUUAAUAUUCAGGAAAUUAAAUUGGAGCAGAUGGAAGGAGACCAGUCUCCAGAGGAAUCUGACUCCAAAUUAAAGCAACCAUCAGUCGGCCUUAAGACUGAAGAAGAUAAAGCCACAUCGCACGAUGCACUUUCCACUGAAAUAACUUCUCAUACUGCCUCCGGCCCCUCAGGAAAACUGGAAUCUGGAAAUGAAUUACUGAAACACUUGCUCAAAAACAAGAAACAACCCAUCAUGUUGCCUCAAAACUCUGAGGAAAGUUUUCACUCAAUUGAAGAUAGAUCCUUUGAUUCAAAGUCCACAGGAAGACCUGGAAAUGCAUUGCAUAUCCCAGACAACAAAAUGCUGGUUGGCUUUAAUGUCAACCAGAACUUGCUCCCAAGAACGGAUUUUGAGAUGGAGAAGAAGAAACCAAGAAACAAGCGGGUACAGAGGACGUCAGAGAAGCCAGCUUCUCGGUCUAAGAAAAGGAAGAAAGAGGAAGACCAGAAGCCAUCCAUAUUUUCCAACUCUGAGACCUUCAGCCAAAUAAAGCAGCAACUUUCUCUGCUUCCACUAAUUGAGCCAAUAGUUGGAAUAAAUUUUGCACAGUUUCUCCCAUAUGGCACUGGCCCAAUGAGUACUGGGAGUCGGUUGCUAGGAACCUUUGGCUGCGCUUCUCUUGAUGGCGUAUCAGAUUAUUAUUCUCAGCUAAUUUUUAAGCAAAACAAUCUCAGCAAUCCUCCCACUCCGCCAGCUUCUCUGCCUCCUACUCCGCCUCCUGUUGCCUGCCAGAAGAUGGUGAAUGGUUAUGCCACCACUGAAGAGCUGGCUGGGAAGGCUGCCCUUCUUGGAGGCCAUGUUACCAAAGCUCUGGGACCCAAACAAUUUCAGCUGCCUUUCAGGUCCCCAGAUGAUCUGUUAGCUAGAGCCAUGACUCAGGGACCUAAAUCAGUGGACGUCCCAGCUUCUUUGCCCACUCCGCCACACAACAAUCAGGAGGAGUUGAGGGUUCAGGAUCACUGUGAUGCCAGGGAUAGCCCUGACAGUUUUGUUCCCUCCUCAUCUCCUGAAAGUGUGGUUGGGAUGGAAAUUAGCAGAUACCCAGACUUGUCGCUAGUGAAAGAGGAGCCACCAGAUCCUGCGCCCUCACCCAUCAUUCCAAUACUACCAAGCAGCACAGGAAAAGUCUUUCCAGGGUCCGAUGGCAGAGAUUUUGGAAUGAAAAGAGAGCCAGGAGCAGGUACCCUGUUUUUCGGAUCACAGUUUGCACAAGCACCAAAUGGACCCAAGUCUGGGUUUAUCUCUGUGGCAAUCACAUUGCAUCCUACAGCUGCUGAGAAUAUCAGUGGAGUAGUGGCUGCAUUUGCUGAUUUGCUUCAAGUUCACAUUCCCACCAGCUAUGAAGUGAGCAGUGCUCCAGACUCCGCUUCUGUUAUCCUAAUGAAUGGGCACAGAAUGAACUCUAACUUGGAGUAUAGGCAGCAGCUGCUGCGCCAGCGUCCCAGGCCAGGGUCUAUCCCUCCAACCAGACUCAUAGGAGCAUACGGCAUGAAACCUCACAGCCUGCUGUUCAUGCCUAAUAGUACUGGUAUGCCAGGAUACCGACCUCACCCCCCAUCUAUGGGGGAUUCUCCAGCUCUUAGGCAAUCAUGGUGCUGUCACUGCAAGGUUGUGGUUUUUGGAAAUGGGGUUCGAAAAUCAAUGAGAGAAUUAAACUUUCUCAAACAGGAGUUCCACAACAGCCCUGCACGCAUGGAUGGUGAGCUUGUCUUCUGCAGCAACAAUUGUUUUUUGCUGCAUUCUGCCGCACAGGCAAAGAGCAAGGAGAUCAAGGACCCGGGCUGUUCCUUAACUUCUCCAUCUCUAAAGGAAACCCAACCAAAGUCCUGUCAUCAGUACAGUAACAACACUUCCACCCUGGAUGUUCACUGCCUUCCAUUGCUGCAGGAGAAGUUUUCACCCCCUUCAUCUCCUCCUAUAUCAUUCCCACCUGCUGCUUUUGAAACUGCUAAAGUUGAGGCAAAGCCAGAUGAACUGAAAGUCACAGUGAAGUUAAAACCACGACCAAGAGCUGUUCAUAGUGGUCUGGAUGAUUCUCGGCCUUUCAGCAAAAGGUGGAAAGGAAUGAAGUGGAGGAAAUGGAAUAUUCAGAUUGUUAUUCCCAAGAUGCCUUUCAAACCUCAAUGUGAGGAUGACAUAGACGAAUUUCUGAAAAGACUGGGAACGUCUCUGAAGCCAGAUCCUCUGCCCAAAGAUUUUAGAAAAUGUUGUUUCUGCCAUGAAGAAGGUGAUGGAACGACUGAUGGGCCAGCAAGGCUACUCAACCUAGACCUUGACCUCUGGGUCCAUUUAAACUGUGCUCUUUGGUCUACGGAAGUCUACGAGACACAGGCUGGUGCCUUAAUUAAUGUAGAACUGGCUUUGAGACGAGGACUGCAGAUGAAGUGUGUCUUUUGUCAUAAAACGGGAGCCACAAGUGGCUGCCACAGGUUAAGGUGCACCAAUAUCUAUCACUUCACCUGUGCAAUAAAAGCACAAUGCAUGUUUUUUAAAGACAAAACUAUGCUUUGCCCCAUGCACAAGCCAAAGGGAGCUCAUGAGCAAGAACUGACUUAUUUUGCAGUCUUUCGUAGAGUUUACGUUCAGCGUGAUGAGGUGCGGCAGAUCGCUAGCAUUGUGCAGCGUGGGGAACGUGACCACACUUUCCGUGUCGGCAGCCUGAUCUUUCAUGCAAUUGGUCAGCUGCUACCACAGCAAAUGCAGGAUUUUCACUCUGUGACUGCCCUUUUCCCAGUAGGUUUUGAAGCCAGCAGGUUGUACUGGAGCAUGCGUUAUGCCAACAGGCGCUGCCGGUACCUCUGCGCCAUUGAAGAGAAAGAUGGACUGCCCUUAUUUGUCAUCAGAGUACACGAACAGGGGCAUGAAGACCUGGUCCUUACAGAUACUACACCAAAAGGUGUUUGGGACAAAAUCUUGGAGCCCGUUGCAAACUGUAGGAAAGAUUCAGAAAUUCUCAGGCUUUUCCCAGUGUACCUAAAAGGAGAAGAUCUUUUUGGUUUAACGGUUUCAGCAGUUGCAAGAAUCGCAGAAUCGCUACCAGGAGUUGAGGCUUGUGAAACUUACACUGUCCGUUAUGGCCGAAACCCACUGAUGGAGCUCCCUCUGGCCAUCAAUCCUUCUGGUUGUGCCCGCUCAGAGCCAAAAAUGAAUAAUCAUGUCAAGAGGUUUGUGUUAAGGCCUCACACGUUAAACAGCACCAGCACUUCAAAGUCCUUCCAGAGCACAGUCACCGGAGAGCUGAAUGCACCCUACAGCAAGCAGUUCGUCCAUACAAAAUCCUCUCAGUAUCGGAAAAUGAAGACCGAAUGGAAAUCCAAUGUGUACCUGGCCAGGUCUCGAAUUCAGGGUCUGGGAUUAUAUGCUGCUAGAGACAUUGAAAAGCACACUAUGGUGAUUGAAUACAUUGGAACCAUAAUACGCAAUGAAGUAGCCAAUAGAAAGGAGAAGUUGUACGAGUCGCAGAAUCGUGGUGUAUAUAUGUUUCGUAUCGAUAAUGAACAUGUGAUUGAUGCCACUUUAACUGGAGGACCUGCAAGGUAUAUUAAUCAUUCAUGUGCGCCUAACUGUGUGGCUGAAGUAGUGACAUUUGAGAAGGGACAUAAGAUAAUAAUCAGCUCCAAUCGGAGGAUACAAAAGGGUGAAGAGCUUUGUUAUGACUAUAAGUUUGAUUUUGAAGAUGACCAGCACAAGAUCCCCUGCCACUGUGGUGCCGUUAACUGCCGGAAGUGGAUGAACUGAAUGCAUUCCUUGCUUCUCCAAGGUUUUACUUGUCCCUGAGAUGUGAUUUAAGCAUGCUGUCAAAAUGACACGCCUGUCUUCAAGUUAAGAACAUACUUAGCAAGUGACAUUUUUGUUGCUGCCAAGAGAGGAAGCCACUGUCAAAGUAAAGCUAUCGGGGCCUCCACAGAGGGUCCUGGCGGGGGGCAGCCGGUUAUAGAGUUCACCGCUUCUGCUGUGAGCUUACUGAAGAAAUAAAAAAAUUCACUGGGUCAAGAAACGAGUCAGCAGGUGGGCAAACACAUGAAUGUAAGACUGAGA
Molecule: messenger RNA, 15825 nt
Organism: Bufo bufo (common toad)
Lineage: Eukaryota; Metazoa; Chordata; Amphibia; Anura; Bufonidae
Gene: KMT2C
Product: lysine methyltransferase 2C
Exons: 60
Coding region: 334-15525 (5063 amino acids)
Biological process (GO): positive regulation of transcription by RNA polymerase II
Cellular component (GO): nucleus; MLL3/4 complex
Molecular function (GO): transcription coactivator activity; histone binding; histone H3K4 methyltransferase activity
Source: RefSeq, a predicted model, not a curated record